AUGCGUUUCACCACUGCCGCAACUGUAGCCCUGGCUGGCUCUGCUUUCGCCGCACCACUCCAAGUUACUGAGGAGUCCAAGAACGUCGUCGAGCGCGACCCAGAGGCCUUCUUGGGCCAGAUCAUCGACCUUGGCAAGGGCUUCCUCGGUAUCCAGGAGAAGCGUGACCUCGAGGAGCUUGCGAAGCGCGACCCAGAGGCCUUCUUGGGUCAAAUCAUCGAUCUCGGCAAGGGAUUCCUCGGCAUUCAAGAGAAGCGUGACUUGGAGGAGCUUGCGAAGCGCGACCCAGAAGCUUUCUUGGGCCAAAUCAUUGAUCUCGGCAAGGGUUUCCUUGGUAUCCAGGAGAAGCGUGACCUUGAGGAACUUGCAAAGCGCGACCCAGAGGCUUUCUUGGGCCAGAUUAUCGAUCUCGGCAAAGGAUUCCUCGGCCUGCAGGAGAAGCGUGACCUCGAGGAAGUGGCUAAGCGCGACCCUGAAGCUUUCUUCGAUAUCUUGAAGGGACUUGGCCCCGUCGGCGACCUCAUCCGUGGUGGCUCAUCAAAGCGCGAUGCUGAGGCCGAUCCACUCUUCGGCAAGGUGCUCCUCGGCGCGUCUCUUCUUCCAAGCCUUCUCGGCGGCAACGAGGAGAAGCGCGACCUUAUGGCCCGUGACCCAGAGGCUUUCUGGGGCAAGGCGCUCCUCGGUGCAUCCCUGCUCCCCAGCCUCUUGGGCGGCAACGAGGAGAAGCGCGACAUCAUGGCCCGUAACGCUGAGGCUGAUGCAUUCUGGGGCAAGGCGCUCCUUGGUGCCUCCCUUCUUCCAAGCCUGUUCGGCGGCAACGAGGAGAAGCGCGACGCGCUCAUCGGUGCCUCCCUUCUUCCAAGCCUCUUCGGCGGCGAGGAGAAGCGCGACCUUUUGGCCCGUGACCCAGAGGCAUUCUGGGGCAAGGCACUCAUGGCUGCUUCCCUCAUCCCAAGCCUGUUCGGCAACGAGGAGUAA
Messenger RNA from Cercospora beticola, 978 nucleotides. NCBI's taxonomy places the organism in Eukaryota, Fungi, Ascomycota, Dothideomycetes, Mycosphaerellales, Mycosphaerellaceae. The record is from RefSeq and is a predicted model, not a curated record.